This is a messenger RNA of Lycium barbarum (goji berry), 1191 nucleotides long. Its product is annotated as WEB family protein At3g51220-like. The transcript has 3 exons. Lineage: Eukaryota; Viridiplantae; Streptophyta; Magnoliopsida; Solanales; Solanaceae. Bases 373 to 1047 code for a protein of 224 amino acids. The record is from RefSeq and is a predicted model, not a curated record.
GUUUUUUCCCUUUCCAAUACUUAUCUCUUUGUUUUGGGAAAUUGUUAUUGCUGUAAGAUUUAAAUGGGAUGGUUCAACCACCAAACAGACCAAAUAUAAACAGUAAAUAUAUCACCAUCAAAUAACAAACAAUGAUUUACACAUAUAUCUUCUUGUGAAGUGAACGUGAAGAAAUGAAUUCCCUCCCACCUAGCUCCAAUAACACCCUUAGUUCCUUCCUAAAAAUGAUUAUCAUGACAUUCUUUAGUAGGUAAUCCUAGAAUUAUCCCACCAAUUUGUAACAAACAACCUCUUCCUUCGUCGUCUCAUAUAUAAACCCAAAUUGGACAAACCAAAAUGUGACAAGACAAAAUUUCGUCGUCAUCUUCAUUAAUGCAGUUAAGUGACAACUGGAAAAUGGAAAGGGAAGAAGGAGUGGUGGUGCGGGGACGUGUGGAGAUUGACACGCGGCAGCCUUUUCGGUCGGUGAAGGAAGCAGUCAUGUUGUUUGGGGAAAAGGUGUUGGCCGGAGAAAUUCAUGCCAGGCAGCUUAAAGAGCAUUCAGUGCAGACCAAGGCAAGUGAUCGACAAAAGCAGCAUAAAUUUGGGGCACCAAGAGUUGAGCUUGAAGAGACAAAGCAAAGUCUCCAGAAAGCUAAAGAAGAAGGAGAUUUCAUGGCCCAUUGCCUUCAAUCUCUUAGAGAAGAGUUGGAACUAACAAGAAGAGAGAUACAGCAGUUGAAGACAAGAGAAGUACCCCAGCAGAAAGUACCGUUAGCGGAUCCUGAUGAGAUUGAAGAGCUAAAAUUCAUUGAGCAACCAUCAUCGAAAGUUGAAGUCAAAACACAAACCGGGGAAGAUGAUGAUGAUGAGAUCGAGUUCGAGAAGAAGAGGUCAGUCAAGUUUGCUAGUCCUCCACUGCUUACUAAGGUCAUUGACAACAAGGAAGACGUUAAGAAAGAAUAUGAGACGAGUCCUUCACAGCUCAAGAAGAAAUUGAAGAGGAAGCCGUUAAUCCCUUUAAUUGGUGCAUUGUUCUCCAAGAAGAAGGGAAAUCAGGAAAAUUAAUCUUAACUUGUUUCCCUAAACAUGUGUUGCGGUGAUAGGAAACUAGCUAUGUUACUCUACCAGUAAAAUUCAGCUUCUGGCCUUGUUUUGAAUAAGAAAAUGAUAGAGGUCUUAAAUAAAAGAUCCGUACCAUUUUAUUUCUAA